Molecule: messenger RNA, 1971 nt
Organism: Eimeria maxima
Lineage: Eukaryota; Apicomplexa; Conoidasida; Eucoccidiorida; Eimeriidae
Exons: 5
Coding region: 1-1971 (656 amino acids)
Biological process (GO): FMN biosynthetic process; riboflavin biosynthetic process
Molecular function (GO): riboflavin kinase activity
Source: RefSeq, a predicted model, not a curated record
AUGACGCAACAGUCGCCAGGUGGCAUUGCUCCUUGCACCUCCAGCAGCAGCAGCAGCAUGGAUGGGCCACGGUUGCUGCUGCUUAUCGAGAGCGAUGCUCUGUUGUUUGACUUGGCAAGUUUAGCCCAUUGCUUGCUGCAGGGUUUGCUGCAGCAGCAGCUACCUGCUGCCGCAGUAGAACAAUUGCUGCUGCCGGGUGUUCCUCUCGAGAAGGCAGCCGUUUCCUGUGCGUUUUCUGUGAUUGAACAGCAGCAGAAGCAGCAAGACGGAGCACCGAAAACAGCGGCAACACGGCGCAAACGAGUCGUGAAACUGCUGGAUUUCCUCCAGGGGAAAAUAGCAAGGCUAGCAGACCCAGAAAGCGCAGCAGUAGCUGAUGCAGCAGCAGCAGCAGUCGUAUCAAUAGGAGCAGAAGCAGCUGCGGCAAGCAGUUUGGCCGCAAGCUUUUGCUGCUGCUGGACUAAGGAUCCCCUUAAAACCGCUGCAGUUGCACAUCCCCGUAGCAGUAUCAGCCCGUGCUGCAACCUGCGGAAAGCAAGUGGAAACAGCAGCAGUAUAGGCAGCAGCAACACUAACGACAGCAACAGCAACGGCUUGGGAGUUGUCGAUGCGGAUGUGGAUGUCGCACCUGCUGCAGCGGCCACUGGAGCUACGACGGAUACGGCGGAGACAACAGCACCAGCAGGAACAGAAACAGCAGGAGCAGCAACAGAAGCAACAGGUGAAGGGUUUAGGCUGCUGCUGCAGCGCAUCCUUGCAUGCACGAAGCCUCACGUGGGGGCUUUGAGGCAACUUCGCCGCCUCUGCAGCGGCGACAUCGCAGUUGUUUGCUGCAGCAGCAACGGGCAUCUGCUGCAGCAGGUGCUGCCGCAGCAGGUGCUGCCGCAGCAGGUGCUGCUAGAUCGGAACACUCAUCCAACAGCUUCGGCACCAACGCCUUCUUCAGCAGCAGCGCCAGAAGUAAAUGCAACGGUGGAAGCGGCACCAGCUGCAACUGCUGCCGCUGCACCCUUGCUGCGCUCCUGUCAUCUGUUACAUCUCAGCAGCAACAGCCCUGCAGACUUUGGAUUUACUGUCUUUGCCCCACUUCGUGCCAAGGCCGUUGCAGAGCAGCAAGAGGUGACCCUGGAGCAGCAGCAGCAUCAGCAGCAAGUCAAGUUGUUGAAGUGCUUCGAGUCUAUGGACAUUGAAUCAUUGCGCAGGACCUACGGUCUGAAGGAGCCACAGCCGCAGCAGCAGCGGGAGGAAGGGGAUGAUGAGAUAGCUCCAGUGUAUGGAGACCGCGUUGUGCCCCUCCGUGCUUUGCAGUUUCUUGACAGCAGCAAGGAUGAGUCCUCAGCAAUCCCACCAGCAGCAGUUGCAGCAGCGAGAAGGACGUGGCAAGGCCUCCUGCGCUGUGGUUGGGGCACCUGCUUUUUGCUGCAGGAGCCGCUGCUGCUUCAGGGUCUUGUGGUGCGUGGCUUUGGCAGAGGGAGCUCUUUGCUAGGAAUCCCAACUGCCAAUCUUUUGCUGCAGAAGCAACAGCAGCAGCAGCAGCAACAACAGCAGCAGCAACAGCAGCAGCUAGAGGAGUCCGACGCAACAGGGGAUCUGCCCCUUGUGCCUGGUGUAUACUUCGGCUGGGCGGCCCUCGUUCCCCCUGCUGCAGUAGCAGCACCUGCUGGUGCUGCUACUGCUGCUGCUUCAGGGGAUGGUGCAUACCCUGUUUGGCCGUGCAAGACGGUGCUUUCUUUUGGCUUUAACCCCCACUUCGGUAAUAGCAAGGCUACAGUGGAGCCGCAUUUGUUAGCAACAGGAGUUGGCGACAUGAAAGGACAGCAAAUGAAAAUUGCCAUUUGCGGAUUCCUCCGUUCUGAGGCUGCCUUCCCUCAAUUCUCGCACCUCAUAGCCGCUAUUCAAAGGGACUGCGACUUUGCUAUCUCCGCUUUAGACCUCCCCCAAGCAGCAGCAGCAAAGAGUGCCUUGUUGUGA